AUGGACAGCAAGUUGAAACUUAGUCAAUCAGCAGGUGAUCCUCUCAUUGACAUUCAACAGUAUGGAAAACUUGUUGGCAGGCUUUUGUAUCUCACUUCUACAAGGCCGGAUCUUUCUUUUGCCACACAACAAGUAAGAUGUGUGGAUUCUCACAAAUCUAUAACUGGUUAUUGUAUUUUUCUUGGAGGGUCAUUUAUAUGUUGGAGAGCUAAGAAGCAAUCAACAGUAUCUCGAUCCUCUUUAGAAGAAGAGUAUCGAGCACUAGCUUCAACAACUUGUGAGUUACAGUGGUUGUGUUACUUGCUCAAAGAUUUCCAUGUUCCUCACUCAAACCCAGCACUUCUUUUCUGUGAUAAUAAAUCAGCUCUCCAGAUUGCUGCUAAUCCCACCUUCCAUGAAUGUACUAGGCAUAUUGAGAUAUAUUGCUAUCUGACCUUUCAAUUUCUUUGGAUCAUCUGUCUGUUAUCUGGAGAAUUAAUUUGUGGUGGGGUUGCUCAAUUGGUGCACUGCAAUGCAGCUGAGAGAGAGGCUCUUCUUGACCUCAAAAUGGGUCUUAAUGAUAGCUGGAAUCGGCUUUCCUCAUGGCAUGGAACCAAUUGCGGUCAAUGGUCAGGAAUAGCUUGUCACAAUACAACUGGUGCUGUUCUCGCAGUUGAUCUCCCAAAUUCAUCAGGUCGUCAGCCAUUAGGUGGGGAGAUUAGAGCUUCACUUGCAAAACUUAAGUCCUUGAAACAUCUGGAUUUAAGUGGGAACAAUUUCACUGGUAAAAUUCCUCAUUUCUUGUCCUCUUUGGAGAACUUGCAAUAUCUAAACCUGUCAUAUGCUGGGUUUAGUGGUGCAAUUCCUCCAAAUCUUGGAAACCUCUCUAGCUUGCAGUUCCUUGAUGUCUCUUAUUGGGGUUUAACUGUUGAUAAUCUUGAAUGGGUGAGCGGUCUUCUUUCACUAAAAUAUUUGGCAAUGAAUUCUGUAGACCUUUCAAAGUUAGGUGGAGAAUGGAUUGAGCCAUUAAACAAGCUUCCACUUUUAUCUGAGUUGCACUUAGAAUAUUGUGGUUUAUCUGGUUUCUCCUAUUCUCUUCCUUCUCUUAAUUUUACUUCGCUUAAAGUCCUAAACCUUCAGGGCAGCCUCUUCAAGGCUAAGUUGCCAACUUGGCUUGCGAACAUUAGCAGCCUUGUAUCUGUUGACAUCGGAAAUAGCUGGUUGACUGGAAGGAUUCCACUUGGUUUUGGUGAAUUACCAAAUUUGCAGUCAUUGAAGCUUAAUUAUAAUUUGAAACUCUCAGCAAGUUGCUUCCAACUAUUUGCAAGAAGCUGGAAAAAGAUACAAAUUCUUGAUUUAUCUAUCAAUGGGUUACAUGGUAGACUUCCUACUCUUCUUGGAAAUAUGACAUCUCUUAUUCAUUUUGAUUUACACUUCAAUUAUAUUGAGGGUGGGAUUCCAAGCUCCAUUGGCAAGCUUUCUAAUUUGCAGUACAUUGACUUGUCGUUAAACAACCUGACGGGAAGUUUACCAGAUUCAAUUGGCCAGCUCAAGAAUCUUGUCGAACUCCGGUUGAACAAUAACUUGCUUCAAGGUUCAAUUCCUUCUUCCAUUGGAAACUUACAGCGUUUGACUACCCUCACGCUUGCGUCAAAUAAGCUAAAUGGUACUCUGCCUGAUAGCAUUGGAUUGCUCUCUGAGUUGUCUUCCCUUGAUGUUUCUCUCAAUAAAUUGACAGGCGUUAUUUCAGAAGCACAUUUUCAUAGGCUGGGGAAACUGGAGAAAAUUAGUUUAUCAGAAAAUUCUUUCGUUUUGAAUGUAAGCUCCAUUUGGGUCCCGCCUUUCCAAGUCAUUGCCUUGGAGAUGGGUUCAUGCCAUCUAGGUACGUCCUUCCCUUCUUGGCUUAGAUCUCAAAAACAGGUCCUCGUUUUAGAUUUCUCAGGGGCUGGUAUUUCCGGUUCUAUCCCAAAUUGUUUAGAGGGUCAUAUACCAAAUCCAUUCAAUAUAAUUUCCUAUGCAACUGUUGAUUUGAGCUCCAACCAAUUCAAAGGACCCAUUCCUCUUCCAAAUGUCAUCUUACUAGAUCUUUCUAAUAACCAGUUCUCCGGUAGUAUACCAGAAAAUAUUGGUCAAGUCAUGUCAGUGUUGUCAUUUCUUUCACUUUCUGGUAACAAGUUGACGGGUGCAAUCCCAGCCUCAGUCGGAGAGUUAUCGCUCGAUGUCCUUGACCUCUCAAAAAAUAACUUGGCAGGAAGUAUUCCUUCAAGCAUAGGAAAUUGUUCUUCUCUCACUGUUCUAGACCUUCAAAAAAACAAUUUGUCUGGUGGGAUUCCAAACUCUAUAGGUCAGAUAACUGGGCUUCAAACACUUCACUUGAGCAACAACCAACUCUCAGGAAAAAUUCCAUCAUCUCUUCAGAAUUUGUCAAAGUUGGAAACUUUAGACUUCGGAAACAACAUGUUGACAGGAAAUUUACCACGAUGGAUUGGAGAAGCUUUUCCGCGUCUCAGGAUACUUAGUCUCAGGUCAAAUAAAUUUUCUGGAGAACUUCCUUUGGCACUUUCAAAUUCGAGUUCCCUGCAAAUUUUGGAUCUGGCAGAAAACCAAUUAAAUGGUUCCAUUCCUGCUAGCUUGAGCAAUCUUAAAGCCAUGACUCAACAGCAGAGCGUUAACCAUUAUUUGCUUUAUGGAACUCUUUCUGAACAUCACAAUUACCAAGAGAACAUAUAUGUGACCAUAAAUGGCCUUGGAUUAAGGUACACUAGGACUCUUUCCCUGCUAACCUGUAUAGAUAUGUCUGGAAACAAAUUAAGUGGAGAACUUCCUGAAGCAAUAACAAAAUUAGUUGGUUUGGAAGUUUUGAAUCUAUCAAGAAACCACAUCAGUGGCCAGAUUCCUGAGAGCAUUUCAGAAUUGCGUCAGUUGUUAUCUCUUGAUCUCUCAGGCAAUAGGCUUUCAGGUCCUAUUCCCCAAAGCAUAUCUUCAUUGACAUUUCUGGGGAGUUUGAAUGUGUCAAACAAUAACCUGUCAGGCAUAAUACCUUCUACAAAUCAGAUGUCAACUUUUAAUGCAUCCUCUUUCGCUGGGAACCCUGGUCUAUGUGGAGAUCCUCUUACGGUGAAGUGUUCUAAUGAUUCAAACAAUGGAGGAGACAAUUAUCCAGAUGGUGGAGGGAAAGCAGAUCAGACUGACAAUGGCAAUGGCUUCAUUGAUAAGUGGUUUUACAUGAGCAUUGGGGUGGGAUUCGCAGCAGGUUUAUUGCUUCCUUAUUUAGUUUUUGCAAUGAAAAGGUCUUGGGGUGGAGUAUACUUUGCAUUUGUGGAUGGAACUGCUUAUAGAUUGUCAAGUGAGAAAAUGAAAGCAGCUGCAAGAAGAAGAAAUCGGGGCGCUCGUUGACGUUUUUCAUUUUUCUUUUGCAAGUCUUAAAUUUCUUGUGCAAUCUAGUGAAGUAUUUCAGCAAG
Hevea brasiliensis (rubber tree) is the source of this 3440-nucleotide messenger RNA. Its product is annotated as receptor-like protein EIX2. Bases 1 to 3375 code for a protein of 1124 amino acids. The record is from RefSeq and is a predicted model, not a curated record. NCBI's taxonomy places the organism in Eukaryota, Viridiplantae, Streptophyta, Magnoliopsida, Malpighiales, Euphorbiaceae. Gene Ontology annotation, molecular function: protein binding. The transcript is spliced from 4 exons.